AUGGUACGUUCGAGGUAUGCCCAUACGAUGAGGUGUUCGGGCUUCCUCCGAAAAUGGUGCCAAAGACGAGCAGCAACGAUCGAGGGAAUCGGCUGGAAGCAGGCAUUGCUUCAAUGCGUCAUGUUGAGCGCGAAAUGGCUUUACACGCUCGGAUAUCGGGUUUUCGUGCCUCACCUCAAGCAAGGAACCUCGUUCGAAACGCAGAUGAUGGUUUUGAGGUCAUCGAAUGUGGUGGCAGAAAAGGUGAACAAAGGCGACAACGGGAACGAAAACGACGACCAAACGAAACUUAUGUGUCGCCUUUACCGGUUACGGUUCGGAGUGAUAAAUCAAGCAGAAAAUUACCGCAAAGCGCCGGCGCGUGUGUGUGACUCGAUGCCUCAUCCAUCUUCGACCAGAAGAAACGAAAAACGCUAUUUUUCGACUCCGGCACAAAUCAACAAAGAAAGUGAUAUUAGCAGACGGUCGGUCGGUACACGAUUUCUAAAGCCGAACAAUUUCUCUUAUCACUUUUUUAAUAUUUUUUUCGUACUCUCAUUCUUGCCUCGAUCCUCACCUGUGUGCUUCGUCGAAAUCAUGCCUGAAGUCGCAACCUCACCACUUGCAUCACCAUCGGAGCCUAGCACCAGCGGAUAUCUACCAAACCCUAGAACGCCGCUAGGCCUGUGUGUAGCGGUCGGUUCGAGCCGCGUGACAACCGUUGCCUCCACCACCACUGCCACUGGCAUCGCUACCUCCGCCGUGGCUGACGUCGCUUCGGUAAACACCACCGAACCAAAGCACAACGAACGGCAGGCAGUAGUCUGUCGUCGUCGUCGUCGUCUGUCUGUCCGUCCAUCCAGAAGUCGCGACAGUCAGCUGUCGUCGUGUCUGAGGGUGCCUCGAGUGCACCGCAUGGCGACCGACGAACGAACGAGUUUCGUCGUUGCAGCCUCCUCGCCGAGGCGCGCAUCUGAGACGGAGUUUUUCGACCCUUAG
Soboliphyme baturini is the source of this 978-nucleotide messenger RNA. NCBI's taxonomy places the organism in Eukaryota, Metazoa, Nematoda, Enoplea, Dioctophymatida, Soboliphymatidae. The record is from the annotation of a GenBank genome assembly.